GUGUAGUCCAGGGUAUACGCUGGUAUACGGCGUAUACCUACUUAUUUUUCAGUCAGCAUUGCGUAUACCCACUUCUAAAUCCCCCCUGAUGCGCAUCAUUCAGUAAUAUCUGUGAGUCAGAUUGCCUAUUUUCUUCCUCGGGGAUAGUGAAGCCAUGACCCACCCUCCUCUGCCUCUAAUUGGCUGGUACUCGCUGCUUUCACUGAUUAGAUUGGUUAACUUUAGGCAUGAGGACUGAUGAGCCAAUCAGAGGCAGAGUAGGGCGGGUCAUGCCGAGGAAAAUAUCGCUAAUACCUCAGGUGCCAGUGAAAAAAAAAAAAAAAACUCAGGUGCCGGUGCCACUUGACUACGAUAACGGCAGCAGACCAAACAACGGAUGAAGAAAGGACACAAGCGGCGGUGUGCCACCCCAGUUGAUGGAAGACAUCAUUCUGAGGGACAGGUAACCAUGAAAAGGAAGGGAGAUAUUGCAGACUUUUUUGUAAAGAGGCACAAAUCAGGCCCAGAUCAGGCCCAGGCAGACCCCACCCCUAAAACCAGCAGCCCUGGCAGCUCUCAACCGGGAGCUAGCCAGGCAAGUCAGUGUGAGCAUAGAGAAGGAUCCAGUCUACCACCACCAGACAUCAAUAAUGACUGGCCAGACCUGUGGAGUGCUAAACAAACAGAAGACUUCAAAUCCAAGAACCCCUGGUUGGGAUCCAAAAACAAAAAAUUGGGAUGUCUGGUCUGUAGCAGUGUGAACUCCAUUGGGAUCGACAAGGAGCAAGGACAAGGUGUAUCGCUCUCAAGAGAAUGGAUGAACUUUGAAAUUCAAGUGUCUGGCCAGGGAAGUAGAACAACAAGUUUGUCAAUCUUGAGAAAUAAGGUGAGGAAACAUGCGUUGUCCAAGGCCCACACUCAGGCUGUGAAGGUGGCAGAGCAACAGAAAGAAGCUGCCAUUGAGAAUGCAGUGGAGACUAUGACUGAGUCCUACAUGAAGGAAACUGAAGCUGUGUUUCGAACAGCCUACCAUCUGGCCAAAAAGAACCGACCCUUUUCUGACCAUGAGAGCCUCAUUGAGCUGCAGGAACUGAAUGGUGUAAAAAUGGGCUCAAUACUUCAUUCACGUUACAGUGCAACACAAAUAAUACAACAUGUUGCUAGUGAGAUGCAGAGCAAAAUCAUCAGUAGCAUUAUAGCAUCAUCCAGUAAGUUAGCUGUCCUAAUUGACGAGGCAUCUUCUUUAAGUCACAAAGCUGUCAUGACAGUUUCUAUUAAAGCAUCAAUUCAAGAAGAAAGCCCUGAGUUCAUAUUCCUGGAACUUGUUGAACUGGAAAAUCAGAGAGCAGAUGGCAUAUUACAGGCGUUACUCACCUGUUUAACUAAUGCUGGCUUUACAGAAGAGUGGCUUCAUGAAAACUGGGUAACAUUUGUAUCUGAUGGAGCCAGUGUCAUGCUAGGAAAGAAGUCAGGAGUAGCAACCAGACUGACUUUGAGAUUCCCAAAGCUUUUUGUAUGGCACUGCAUGAACCAUAGACUUGAACUUGCUGUGUCAGAUGCAGUUGAUGAGGUAAACUCUGUCAAUCACUUUAAAACUUUUAUCCAGAAGCUAUACUCUCUGUAUAGUGUGUCAAACAAAAAUGAACGUGAACUUGUUAAUGCAGCAGCUGAAGUAGGCUCACAACUUCUUCGCAUUGGCAGAAUCUUGGAUGUACGCUGGGUGGCCAGUAGCUUUCGGACUGUUCAUGCUGUUUGGACAUCCCUGGGAGCUCUUGUGCAGCACUUUAAAAAUGCUUGCAGUGAUGAGAUGAGGUCCACCAAAGAGAGGCAGAUGUACAGAGGUUUGUUAGACCGUGUUCAAAGUCCAGAAUUCAUUUGUGACCUUGGCCUCAUGUACGACACUCUCCAUGAACUAAGUCUCCUGUCACAGGAGCUUCAGUCUCGUUCUAUAACGCUCCUCAGAGCAGAGCAUCUGCUGAAACGCUCAAUCAGAGUGAUCCAGUCAUUCAAAGAGAGUCCAGGUGAGAAAUAUAGUGAGGCUUUAGAAGCAAAACAGACUGGGGAGUAUCGGUCUAUAGCCCUGAAAACAAAUGCAAAGCUGAAGUCUAUCAAUCCAGGCCAGUUCUUACAAAGCCUUGUGAACAAUCUGGAGAAACGCUUGUCUUUUGAAGAUGAGACCAUCAUGGACCUCAGCAUCCUUGAUCAGAGUAAGUGGCCAUCAAAGCCCAGCAUCCGCCAUGGUGAAGAACAAGUUAAGCGACUGUGCAAGCGAUUUAACUUGUGCACAGACCAAGCACUGAAUGGGAUGCGGGACCUACUGGAAGAGCCCAGUAGUGAGCCCAAGGACCUAAAACCACUUAUGAACUGUAUGAAAACAUUCCCUGUCGGUACAGCAGAGUGUGAGAGGAAUUUUAGCCUUAUGAACAAUAUAAGCUCAGACAAGAGGGCUGUCCUUCUGAUCUCAAACAUAUCAAACUUGAUGAUGAUUAAUAUCAACGGCCCACCAACUUCCAAGUUUGAUCCUAGAAAAUAUACAAGGACCUGGUUGAAGAGCCAUCGUGCUGCCUCUUCGGUGCGUUCUAGACAGUGCAGUGUGAAAGCUCCUGCAGAAAGCAAAUUUGUCUGGAAUAUACUGUAGUAUGAGCAAAGGUCAGAAACCCAGUGCUGGGUUGAGAGAGUAUAUCACUGUUGAUGUGUUGUUAAUGCAUAUAUUUUUGUUAAUUGUUAACUAAAUAUUGUUGUAACAUAUUUUGUUGAAUGAUUUACCGGUAAAUGAACAUGUUCAAAACAAAGCAUAUAGCAAUAUGAACAAGGAUGCAUUGUCACCUUCAGAUUUGAAGUAUUUUAUUUAAAUAAAUGUGCAAAAAAUAAUCGAAACACCAUUUCCUGUUUGCCUCAUGAUAAAUACAUUUUACAUUCAUCCAGGCUGCUCUUGUGACCAGUAGUAACUACAAACUGCUCCUAAUCAAGUCAUGAUCAUUUUAUAAUAGUGUGCAAGUAGAAAUUACAUAUUUUUGGGUAAACUAAAUCAUAGUCUUACAUGUCACUGUUUCUAAAACAGGGCUUUUUUCUGGACUACUUAAAAAAAAAAAAGGU
Coregonus clupeaformis (lake whitefish) is the source of this 3075-nucleotide messenger RNA. RefSeq names its product E3 SUMO-protein ligase KIAA1586-like. The transcript is spliced from 4 exons. The record is from RefSeq and is a predicted model, not a curated record. Lineage: Eukaryota; Metazoa; Chordata; Actinopteri; Salmoniformes; Salmonidae. Bases 377 to 2617 code for a protein of 746 amino acids.